This is a messenger RNA of Penicillium samsonianum, 1659 nucleotides long. RefSeq names its product Amino acid/polyamine transporter I. The transcript is spliced from 3 exons. The record is from RefSeq and is a predicted model, not a curated record. Lineage: Eukaryota; Fungi; Ascomycota; Eurotiomycetes; Eurotiales; Aspergillaceae. Gene Ontology annotation, cellular component: membrane. Bases 1 to 1659 code for a protein of 552 amino acids. Gene Ontology annotation, biological process: amino acid transmembrane transport. Gene Ontology annotation, molecular function: amino acid transmembrane transporter activity.
AUGAACAGUCAUGCUCAAGACCCCGAACAAAACGAAGAAAUCACCACACGUCAAAAUGAGGCCAGGCCUAUCCUUAAACGUACCCUCGCGGGCGAAGACAACGCCAAAACACAGGCAGUAUUUUCCGAGCUUGUUCAAACAAGACGAGGGCUGAAACAACGUCAUAUUCAAAUGAUAGCCCUGGCCGGAACAAUUGGUACGGGCCUCUUCCUAGCGACCGGAAAAUCCCUAGCAAGGGGUGGACCACUCAGCAUGUUGCUCGCAUAUUGCAUUGUGGGUAUGCUUAUCUGCUGCGUGGUGUUUUCUGUAGCGGAGCUCAGUGCUCUGGCGCCUCUUUCCGGUGGCAUUAUACGACACGCAGAAUGGUUUGUAGACCCUGCGCUGGCGUUUGCGCAAGGUUGGAAUAGUGUUUAUGCAAAUGCUAUCCUGCUGCCGGCUGAGAUGGUGGCUUGUGCUGUCAUUAUUGACUUUUGGUCUGAUGUUAACCAUGCAGUAUGGAUUAGCGCCCUUGGUGCGUUGCUGGUUAUUAGCAAUAUGCUAUUGGUCAGUAUUUACGGCGAGUUGGAGUUUGUUUUUGCACUGUUAAAGAUUGCUCUGAUUGUUGGUGUGAAUAUCUUGAGUAUCUGCAUUACCUCUGGUGCAGGCCCACGGGGCUAUCCCAUGGGGUUUCGAUUCUGGCGAGACCCUGGACCCUUUGUGCAGUUUCUUGGUAUCGAUGGCUCAUGGGGACGGUUCCUUGGGUUUUGGCGUGUUCUGAGCAGUGCAGCUUAUGCAUUUUCCAACGUCGAGAACAUAUCGGUUGCAGCAGCUGAGACGCAGAAUCCUCGCCAUAACAUCCCGAAGGCUGCCAAACGUGUGUUCUGGAGAAUCUUGAUAUUUUAUCUGAUCACCAUUUUCAUGAUGGGCCUUAUUGUCCCCUCAAACGAUAAGGGGCUGAUGUCAAAUUCCGGGGAUGCUGGAGCGUCUCCAUUUGCAAUUGCUGCCACCAAUGUUGGGAUCAAAGUGGUACCUUCGAUCAUUAAUGCUGUCGUUGUCACAAGUGCAUGGAGCGCUGGUAACUCUGCAAUGCUCGUUGGAACCAGGACACUGUAUGGUCUUGCUCAAGAGGGGCAUGCCCCAAAACUAUUCACUCGCAUUAAUCGCUUCGGGGUUCCCUGGAUAUCAGUUGCCGCAGUCGGAUCUUUUCUUGCCUUGGGGUAUAUGACACUGUCAUCCGCAGCUUCCAUUGUGUUUGAUUGGCUCCAGCAACUGGUCUCCGCUGCCUCUUUGGUGCAUUGGAUCAAUAUAGAGGUGAUUUACUUGAGGUUCUUUUAUGGCUGUAAGAGGCAAAAGAUCAGCCGUACUGAACUUCCUUGGAAAAGCCCCUUUCAACCUUACGCAGCAUGGAUUGCUCUGGUUUCGUUCAGUAUCAUUCUGCUUACUGGCGGAUUCUACGUGUUUAUAGAGGGAAACUGGAGUCCUCAAACCUUUGUAUCGUCAUACUUCAACAUCCCGCUUAUAUUUGUCUUAUAUUUUGGGUACAAAUUUUGGCGAAAGACCCUGCUUGUUCCGCUGGAAGAAAUUCCAAUCCAGGAAUUCCUUCGCAUCGUUAAUGAAAAUCCGGAACCCAUUCCAUCUCCAGCUGCUGGGUGGCGAAGAUUAAAUAUCCUUUGGGCUUGA